ACAAGAUGUCCACUACUUGAUCCCAACGCUCAGUAUAAAACGUAAAAAUAAAGACAUUCCCCAAGUUUCGCUCCAAAAGACUAGAUGUUAAUAUAGAAAAUUUAGCCAAAUCAACCGGUGAUUCACGUGUUUUUUUAACAAAUUUGCAGAGUUUAAUGGUCUAAAUAUUUAAAAAAGUUGUGUAGCAUUCACGCCGUAACUAAGGAGGUCGCGAUGGUUUAUCGUAUAGCAGUACAAAAGAAUUUUUUCACAAUGUUAGACAAUACGAUGUCUGCGAUGGCGAGACUGCUAUGUUUAUUCCUGGUGUUGUGCUCGGUGGAGGGUCUUCAGUUAGAUGGAGCGUCCACGAGGAGGCCCAGGGUCACGAAGUAUAGCAAAACGACGGCAGCGCCAGGCGUUUCUACGGAACCAGCAACAGAGAGAAGCCUGAUGACGGCCACGUACCGGCUCCAGGUGUCGGGGGAGACCUGCAUUCUGCUCACAGUGGAUGCUUUACUGGACAUCUCUUACGUCACCAAAUUGAAUGAGCGGGCUGACGCAAACACCUUUGUUCCCAAUAAUGCAGUCGUCAGCGGAGUCUGCAAGGAGGGAGACGCCGAGACUUUGGUGAUUACCUUCAAGGACUUUGCCCUGGAGUGGUCAUUUGCAAAGACACCAGGCGGCGAGCGUUGGUACGUCGACAAUAUGAAGUUGAGCUACAACUCUAGCGCAAGGAUAUUAGAACACGCGGCAAAGCAGGGUCGUAGAGUCACCCUCAGUACUGAUGCAAGAUCGUUACUGUUCCCCACUCCUGUCGGGAAGUCCUUCCAUUGUCCCGAAGAGACUAUAGUGGAGUUGGCUGAACAAGAUGCUACCCCCGCGACCGGCCACCGAGCGAAACUGUACCUCCGUCAGAUGCGUCUGCAAGCGUUCAUGUACAAACGUGACGGCGAGUUCGGGCCGCCGUGGCACUGCAGUGACUCGGCGCGCGCCCGCUCCGAGGCGGCGCCGGUGGCCGUGGGGGCAGCACUGGCGAUCGCAACCGCGGGAACAUUGAUUUGUUUUAAGAUUUUGUUUGAAGCACAACUUUUUUUUGUCUUACAAGGAUGGGUAACUUGAAAUGCUAAUGAAAACAAGAAUACGAAUAUUCGCCAAGAAAUCGGUAAGUAUAUAAUUAUUAUGAAUUUUUACAGUUUACACAAAGUUAACCGGAGUCAUAGGAAUUAAAUAAAAGUAAAAUUAUUUAAAAGUUUUUCCUUUACUCAUAAAAAAAUAUGUUAAUAAAAUUACAAGGGCUGGAAAAGCCUCUGUGCAAUAUAUUUUAAUUUUACGUGCAUAUAAAGGCUACGGAAUCUAACUAAAAGGUAGAAACGAACUUGUUUGUGGACUUUAAAUUUUCAAGAAAAUCAUUUUUUUUUAUUUUAUUUACUUAUGUAUUUGAAGUUAUUCGAUUUAAGAAUUCAGAACGCGUUAGAUAAGCUAGUGAGUUUAAAAAUAAAAUUGCCAACAGUUUCAUAGAAUGGUAGACCAAGUUGUUGUUGAUGAAGUGAGAUUAUAUCAGUGAAAAUGAAAAAUUUGUGUACAUUGUUCAUUGAUUUGUGUCAGCAGUUUUGAUUUAUGCUUUUUUUCUGGAAGAACUCCGAUAGCAAAAGACAAGGAAUCUUAAUUUCUAUUUAUAAAUAAAGUGUAGAAUAAAUAUUUGUAUUGCGAAAUAAACAUUUUGGUUCGUAAUAAUUAAAAAAAAUAUAUAUUAUUCAAUGUUAAAAAAAUGGGUUGUUCGGUGAAAACCCAAAUUUUUCAUUUCAAUUUUCAACGGACUUCUAAAAGUUUUUGUAACCUUUAUUUAAGUGUUUGAACAGAACAUUUCAAGCCUGUUAUAAAAGAAAUGAAAUUGAGUACAUAACUUUUUGACUUUCAUUAUUUUAUGUUACCGAAUUAAGCUGAUUUGCACAAAUCAAUGAACCUUAUAAAAAACGGUUUUACAUAUUGAAAGUGUUGGGACAAUAU
This is a messenger RNA of Amyelois transitella, 1986 nucleotides long. RefSeq names its product lysosome-associated membrane glycoprotein 1. Lineage: Eukaryota; Metazoa; Arthropoda; Insecta; Lepidoptera; Pyralidae. The record is from RefSeq and is a predicted model, not a curated record. The transcript is spliced from 7 exons. Gene Ontology annotation, cellular component: membrane. The coding region runs from base 214 to 1098 and encodes 294 amino acids.